This is a messenger RNA of Penicillium taxi, 543 nucleotides long. Its product is annotated as histone-fold domain-containing protein. The transcript is spliced from 4 exons. Gene Ontology annotation, cellular component: CHRAC; nucleus. The coding region runs from base 1 to 543 and encodes 180 amino acids. The record is from RefSeq and is a predicted model, not a curated record. Lineage: Eukaryota; Fungi; Ascomycota; Eurotiomycetes; Eurotiales; Aspergillaceae. Gene Ontology annotation, molecular function: protein heterodimerization activity.
AUGCCUCCAAAGACUACUGGCGAGCCGGACGAAGUCACUGGCCAGAGUGCACUCCCCAUCUCCCGCAUUAAGAAGAUCAUUCAGCUUGACGACGAUGUUGAUCUCAUCUCCAACAAUGCAACUUUUGUCAUCGCCAUGGCUACAGAGAUGUUCAUCCAGUAUCUUGCUGAGCAAGGUCAUAAUGUGGUGAAAUCAGAGAGAAAACCACGGAAAACAAUCCAAUAUAAAGAUCUAGCGACGGCGGUUUCCCAUAUAGACAACCUCGAGUUCCUUGCCGAUGUCAUUCCCAAGACUACAACCUACAGACAAUUCAAGGAGAAAAAGGCGAGAGAGGCGGCCGACCAACCAAUGGAGAAGGGCCAGCUUACUCUGAAUGGAAAGAAGGCUGGUGACACAAACGGUGAUAUGGGAGAUACCAUCACAAAAGAAGAAGAGAGGAGUUUUUCUUCGCCAACAUCUCAUACGCCCGCAGUGCCAGUGAGUGCGCUGAUGGCAGAUCGAACGGUUGAUACGCCUGAUGAAGAUGUUGAAAUGAAGGAUUGA